Rotaria sp. Silwood2 is the source of this 1029-nucleotide messenger RNA. The record is from the annotation of a GenBank genome assembly. Lineage: Eukaryota; Metazoa; Rotifera; Eurotatoria; Philodinida; Philodinidae.
AAUUUUAGUAAAAUAGUUUUAGAUUGGGUAGGAUAACACAUGAGGAUGAAACGAGAUAGGUUUCGAUUAAUUUCAUCAGAUUUCACUUAUGGAAAACAAUCCGUUCGAUUAGUGAUUUACGUUUGUAAACCUUCUCUUGUUAGUAAUCUUUAAAUUGAAAUAUUCACGAGCACAUCUUCUCAUAAUGGAACAUUGUAAUUUUCUAUGAAUCAUAUAAGAAAGAUUUUUAUACAGAUGAAAACAAUACAACUUGGAGUAUAAUUUUAAAAGCGACAAGGAUAGACUUCGUAUGAGCUUGCUAGUCGUGUACGCAAACCAUAUUUGUUUUUGGAAAGAAGCUUAUAUGAUUCAAACGGGACAAAAAUCGCCGAUAGUUUGAUACUUAAACGAUCGACUAUUUUAUGCGUGACCAUUAUAUCGCAAUAUACCCAUCGUUAUACCAAAAUUGUUAAUUUGGUGUCAGUAUACCUAGUCGAUAUUUAUGGGUACCGCAGCGUAUACUGACGGUACUAUAGAAAUAAACAGUAAACAAUCAUACUGAUUCACGUUGAUUAAUAUUAAACGUCUAUUUUAAUAUUUUUCUUACUUAAGUAAAUAAUUUUUUCUUUCGUAUUAUAGUUUCUAGGUACUAAAACAUAUAACACACAUUAUACAACAACUGGUAUUCCGGCUUAUACGACAACAACUAAAACGACGACAACAUCCACAACAUCAACUUCAGCGACAACAACAACAAUAAACAGAAUUUGUUCGUGUUUAGCUAAAACAUCAACGACUAGAACAACAGAAUAUAAUCCUGAUGCAGGUGUCAUUUAUCCAAAGGAUAUGGAACGUACAUGUUUACAACCAGUAACAAUUGCAACAGCACUUAUAAUUAUUGCUGUUAUUCCACUUCAUUUUUUUGGAAUGAUAACUCUCUUCGUAAAAAUGAAUUCUCAUUAUCAAAAUGAAAUUUUACGAGCUCGAACUGCACGUCGUAAAGUUUUACGACAAGCGCUCGACCUUAAAGAACAAGAAACAUUAAUCUAA